AAACAACAUCAAACAAGCCCAUCGCAUUGCUCUUCGAAAUAACAUUGUUAAGUGAUCCGAGCUCUUGAAGUUCCACAUAAUUCAUUCUGCCUGUGAGUUAAUAACAUUGCAAAAUGGUUAAACUCACGCCAGAUUUAAUAAAUCAAUCGAUGCAAUAUAUGAACCCGUGUCGCGAUCGAGAGCUUGAUUUACGGGGAUACAAAAUACCACAGAUUGAGAAUAUGGGCGCUACCCUGGAUCAGUUUGACACGAUCGACUUUUCCGACAACGAUAUUCGUAAGCUGGAUGGAUUUCCUCGUCUUCCGCGACUGAAAUGUCUUUUGUUGAACAACAACCGAAUUGUGAGAAUAAGCGAAAAUCUUAAUGAAUCCUUGCCCAAUCUUCAGAGCGUCAUUCUUACCGGCAACAACAUUCAGGAAUUGGGAGAUUUGGAGCCAUUGACGAAGCUACCGGCUCUUGAGACGCUUAGUUUGUUGACAAAUCCCGUUUCAACCAAGCAACACUAUCGUGAGUAUGUUGCUUUUCGUUUUCCUAAUCUGCGGCUCUUAGAUUUCCGAAAGAUCCGCCAGAAGGAAAGGGAAGCUGCGAAUCAGCUGUUUAAAUCGAAAAAAGGAAAGGAGAUGCACAAAGAUAUCGUCCGCAAGGCGAAGCAAGCAAUGCCAUUCGUCGCCGGGGGUGCUUCUCCAGAAAAGCAAGUCGUGCAGAAUGCAAGUCCUGCGGAUAUUCAGAAGAUUCGUGAAGCCAUCAAACGAGCCACGAACUUGCACGAAGUCGAACGGCUUACCCGUAUGUUGCAGUCGGGUCAAAUCACUGGAGAUAUACUGAACGGGAAUAAUGGCACGGAAGUCGAAUAAAAGCUACUAUAGGAACAGAUACAAAUCGCUGAUAAAGUCAAAAGAUGGUCUGGUCAAGAAGCGAUUAAAAUAAAUUGAA
Messenger RNA from Anopheles nili, 933 nucleotides. It is a transcript of the gene U2A, whose product is annotated as probable U2 small nuclear ribonucleoprotein A'. The coding region runs from base 114 to 854 and encodes 246 amino acids. Gene Ontology annotation, cellular component: U2 snRNP. Lineage: Eukaryota; Metazoa; Arthropoda; Insecta; Diptera; Culicidae. Gene Ontology annotation, molecular function: U2 snRNA binding; protein binding. The transcript has 5 exons. The record is from RefSeq and is a predicted model, not a curated record. Gene Ontology annotation, biological process: mRNA splicing, via spliceosome.